Messenger RNA from Prosopis cineraria, 1513 nucleotides. Its product is annotated as monooxygenase 2-like. The record is from RefSeq and is a predicted model, not a curated record. The transcript has 6 exons. Lineage: Eukaryota; Viridiplantae; Streptophyta; Magnoliopsida; Fabales; Fabaceae. Gene Ontology annotation, molecular function: FAD binding. Bases 52 to 1359 code for a protein of 435 amino acids.
UUCAUCACAUACUCACCACCAUUGGCAUUGAUGAAUUUGGAUUGAGCCCCCAUGGCUUCAGCUAGGUCUCCCUUUCUGGGCUCAACACCUUUCCAUUUCUGGAACCAAUCUGCAAUCCGAACCCCUAGAAGCAGACCCGUUGUUAGGGUCUCUGUCAUCAAAUCUGAAUCCAAUGUGCGCAAGCAAGACAUCGUCAUCGUCGGCGGCGGCAUCGCUGGCCUCGCCACCGCCCUCUCCCUUCACAGGCUCGGAGUUCCUUCAGUGGUGCUUGAGCAAGCAGAGUCAUUGAGAACCAGUGGAACUUCCCUCACUCUUUUCAAGAACGGAUGGAGAGUACUUGAUGCCAUUGGAGUAGCCAACGAUCUCAGACCUCAAUUCUUAGAAAUCCAAGGGAUGGUGGUGAAGUCGGAGGAUGGUAGGGAGCUCCGCGCCUUCAAUUUCAAGCAAGAAGAUCAAAGCCAAGAGGUACGUGCAGUGGAGAGACGAGUACUACUGGAGAACUUGAGCGAGAAGCUUCCAAAAGACGCGCUUCAAUUCUCCUCGAAGCUAUCGAACAUUGAAUCCACUCCAGACGGUGAUUCCUUGUUGCAUCUUGUCGAUGGCUCAAAGCUCCUCGCAAAGGUAGUAAUAGGGUGCGACGGGAUUCGAUCCCCAAUCGCUAAAUGGAUGGGAUUCUCCGAGCCCAAAUACUCGGGUCACUGUGCAUUUCGUGGGCUUGGGUUUUACCCAAAAGGCCAGCCCUUCGGCCCAAAUGUCAAUUACAUUUACGGCAGAGGACUUCGUGCUGGAUACGUCCCUGUUUCUCCCACCAAAGUUUACUGGUUCAUCUGCUUCAAUUCUCAGUCUCCAGGUCCAAGAAUCACUGAUCCAUCGGUGCUGAAGAAGGAAGCGAAACAACUAGUGGCAAAGUGGCCUUCAGAGCUUACGAACAUAAUAGAGUACAGCCCAGAUGAGACGGUGAGUAGGACCCCACUGGUAGACAGGUGGCUAUGGCCGGGACUGAGUCCGGCUGCUUCCGCCGGCAGAGUGGUGGUGGUCGGAGAUGCGUGGCACCCCAUGACUCCGAACCUUGGUCAGGGUGGUUGUUGUGCGCUUGAGGAUUCAGUGGUUCUUGCUACCAAGCUCGCAAGAGCGAUCAAGUCUCGUGAUGAUGCUGAAAUCGAAGCAGCUUUUACGUCUUAUGGGAGUGAGAGAUGGCCACGUGUGUUUCCCUUAACGAUACGUGCAAGCCUCGUUGGGUCUAUUUUGCAGUGGGAUAACCCGGUGGUGUGUUCUGUUAGGAAUAAUGUUGUCUUGCCUAAGCUUGUCAGGCUUGGCCCAUUGCUGGAACAUACAAAUUUUAGUUGUGAACCCCUGUGAGCAUACAUAUAUUUUGUGAUUGUUAUGUGUGGUAAGUUGCUUCUGAAUCUGGAAACACUGGAAGCACCUGUAAAGUCUUACGUUUACCAGAUCAGAUCAUUGUAUAUUUGUAUUGUAUGAUCAGAAUUUCGACCCAAUAUAUGCAUUAGUAGAA